Messenger RNA from Paramecium octaurelia, 1710 nucleotides. The record is from the annotation of a GenBank genome assembly. Lineage: Eukaryota; Ciliophora; Oligohymenophorea; Peniculida; Parameciidae.
AUGUUAAAAUUAUUCAACAAAGAAAAGAAGAAAGCACCUUAAAUUCAAAAUGUGCUUACUGUUGAGGAAUUUUUCAAGAGAGACGAAUAUGAGAUCAAUGAUGAGUUUUGGAAAAUGAACGCCACUUAACUCGAAGAAACUUGCAAGAAACAAGAAAAGUAUAUAAAAAAAUUGAAAACCUUGUAUGCUGCAGUAUGAUUGAUUUGUCAAUAAUUUCAAUAGCAUUUAGACUAUCUUGAGCAAUUGUUGAUAAAACACGAAGAGGAGAAGAAGAAACUAAGAACCGAAAUAGAAGAAUGGCAAAUAAAAAAUUGUAAUAUUUAAAUUGUAUCAUAAAUAUAUAGAAAGCAAUUUUGAACUAAAACAGCAGAUUGAAGCCUAAUAUAAAUAGAUGUACGAAUAGUUUUCUUCUCAAUCUGUGCAAUAAAAGUAACCUCAAAUUAUGGAGGAACACAAAUAAGAGCCACAAAACACAGAUUUGUUAGAUUUAGUUGAGCCGAAGGAAGAGGAAAUCGAAAGAUUGCGAUUAUAGUGCAUAAAAGUAUGCGAAGAGAUGAGAAGAUUGCAAGAAGAUAAUGACGAUUUGAGCACUGCCUUGGAGGUAGAGAAAUAGCAUAAAGAGUAAUUAAGACAAUAAUUUGAAUAAUAAAAGGGUUAAUUUUAAAAAGAGAUAUCUGAGUUGGAGAAUAAAAUUAAAAAUGUUCAAGAUGAAGGAUAGUUAAAUACUUAAAAGUUGGAAGAUAGAAUAAGGAAUUAAAGGGAUUUAGAAUAAAAUGCAUCUGAUUUAAAUACAAAGAUUCAUGAAUUGGAUAGUAAAUUGUUAUAAGAAAAAAUUAAGGUUGAUUCAAAAAAUAAGGAUUGCAUUAGAUUGGAAGAUUAAGUGAAUGAAUUAAAAAGUUAGAUUGAAUAAAUGUCGAAUUAAAUAAAUAUAUAAAAAAGUAAAUUGCAAUUAUUAGAAUCAAAAAGAUAGAAAGAUAAAGUAACAAUCAAUGAAUUAAAAAAUAACAUCACUCUUUCACAGAACAACAUUGAAUUAAUAUAAUUUCAACAUAAAAAUGAAAUUUAAAAUUUGAAUUUGCAAUUCAAUGAAUUAUAAUUAAAAAGCAAUCUAUAUGAACAACUCAAAGUGCAGUAUGAUUAACUGCAAAAUUAGUUAAUGGACAAGAAUGUAAAGGUGUAAUAAUUAUUUCACCAGAUUUCAGACAUGGAAUAAUAGAUAGAAUAAAAGAAUAAGUAUAAAAUUAAAUCUAUUCAAGAUAGUAAUAAAGUAGAGAUGAAAAACUGACUUAAAAGGAAGUUGAGAGAGAAAACUUGAUCUAGCAUCUCACUCUUAAGAGAGAGAAUGCCAGAGUGGAAAUUGAAUAGUUGAAUGACAAGAUCAUAUCUUUAAUGAAAUUAGUGGAUUCUAUUAAGAACAAGGCUCAGUAAAACAAUGACAUUUAACAAAUGAUUAAGCAUAAUUCAGAUAUUCUAAACAAAUCUGAAGUACUACAGAAAAGCAAUCGAAGAGUACAGUUAUUUCCAACACUCCACAAGUGUUUAACUGAAUUAAGAAAAUUGGAAGAUAAAUGUUACAAAUUAUACAUUUAGACUAUGAUUUCUGACUUUUAGAAUAAAGACUCUACAAUUUAGAUUGAAAGGUACUUAAACGACAUCGGGAGGAGAUCUCAAGACAUUUUGGAUCUAUUAGAUGAAAUGGGUUUGAAAUGA